UUUCCUAUGGGCAUUUUUAAUGCGCGCACAGCUCUGGCCGUGCAUGCGCAUUCCGCUCCACUCAGGAGCUGACGUUGGUGUGGGAGGAGAGGUCAUCAGCGCCGAGGGAGCCUGACGCUGGAUUAAAGUUACACAAAAUGACUGACAACAAUGAGCUCAGUAUAAAUUGCCUUCUCUUGGGGAAGACUAAAAGUGGGAAGAGUUCAAUUGGAAACAGCCUGCUGGGAAGUUAUGAAUUCAAAAGUAAGUUUUCCCCAUACUCUCUAACCAAAGAAUGCCAGCUUUGCCGAACCUACAUACCUCAGUUUGCUCGGCGUAUGGGUAAAGAACUCUGCCUGAAACUACAGGUGUUGGACACACCAGGAUCUUCUCAUAGCAGCUUGGAACAUGAAGAGGUGAAGCACAGAAUAAAGAGAGCCCUCUCCCAGCAAUUUUCAGGAGGGUUACAUAUGGCCUUACUUGUCCUCAGGGCUGACAUACCUUUCUGUGAAGAAGAUAACCAGUACACUGUCAAAUUAGCAGAGGAACUUCUGGGCCCUACGUGGAACGAUUUUACCACGGUCAUAUUUACCCAUGGAGACAAGCUAAGCGAGACCUGUAUGAAAGAGGAUGAAUACCUUAUGUCUGCUCCUAAAAAGCUAUUGACUCUACUGGAAAAAGUACAUCAAAAAUACAUUUUUAGAGAUCCUUCAGAUAAAUCCCUACAGAAGGAAAGAUCAAUCCUAACAAGUCAAAUGUUUGAUUACGUGAAGAACAACAAGUACCAAAGUUUACACUUUGAUUGAUACAUUCCCAGCAAGGUUUGCGCAAAAGUGUUUGUCAGUGUUCUGGAGAUACAAAGUGGAUAUAAAGCACAUUUGUAUAUCAUACUGGCAUGGACUGCCAACUAGAGGAUUUAUUUUACAGCAUACCUUAAAUUGGCAUAUGGUGCUUCUAAGAGAUUUAGGACUCAAAGAAUCACAAAAUGUGUGAUGGAAGUCAACAUUCACUCUGACUUUUUGUUAAAUUUGGUAGAUGCACUUUGCUGGCUCUUUAUGUUUGUAUUAUUGUGGUGUAUUAACCUGUAAAAGUAUCCUUUAUUAUUACACAGGAACUGACUUAAGGAAACAUUCUUUAUCUUUUCAAGUACCUGGAUGUUCUUUAUUUUACGAGAGGUGCACACUGGCAAAAAUAGCAAAAACUAAGUGCUAGGACAUUUUCAUACAUCUUCUUGUUCAAGUUAGAAAUCUUUUUAAAGGGAAAUUCCAAGCACAAUAAC
Molecule: messenger RNA, 1258 nt
Organism: Pelobates fuscus (common spadefoot toad)
Lineage: Eukaryota; Metazoa; Chordata; Amphibia; Anura; Pelobatidae
Gene: GIMD1
Product: GIMAP family P-loop NTPase domain containing 1
Exons: 3
Coding region: 138-785 (215 amino acids)
Molecular function (GO): GTP binding
Source: RefSeq, a predicted model, not a curated record